AUGACCUCAGAAAAUCAACAAGAUCCUGUAUUUUUCGAUUCCUUGCCUUAUUAUGAUAACGAUCUGGAGGUGCACUCGGUUCUCAGAGAAAAGGUCCAGCACGAGCUAGCUGUAGAAACACAAAGACUAGAACAAGGGAAGCUGCACCCGCGCAUUCCACCUCCACUUAAGCUGUUCUCCGUUCGUACGAAACAAAGCAUCACUCACCCGUUACUUGCUCUUGAACUGAAGCGUGUAGAAGCGCGGCAGCCACUAUCUGCAAUAGACACUACGCGAUUCCAGCUACCUGCUCCGACGUCUACACCGGGAUCUGACGAAGACUGGAAAGCAGCAUUGGACAACGCCCACAUUCAGCUGGAGCAUCAACGUAUAAGGCACAAUAAUUUGGCCCUACUACAACAGUACGGUAGCAAUGCAUGGCGAAUACAUAAUUUCCUGUUGGAGGCGGACACUAAGAAGGCAGAGAAAAUGUUGGAGGACCUGAAGGAGCAGACGACAGAAGUCAAUCGGGAGAGGAAGAAUACACAGACUCGCAUCGGGAAUCAACUCACGUCACUUGAGACUCGGUGGACCGAGCUCAUCUCAAGCGUUCUCCAGGUCGAAAUGGCAAAUGUUGCACUUGAGGGAGAAGUAGCCCAGCUGAAUGCAAGAGAGACCGAGCUGGCUGGUAUCGUGGUACUUGCUUCUACCUCUUCCGUUCUGAUUUUUGAGGGCGCAGACUAUCACCAGCAAGAAUACGCUUUUUUAAAUCCUUCUUCGGCACACAAUCUAGGUCCUGCACUACUACGAAAGCCGAGACCACAAAGAAAACAAGUGGCGUCUAGUGACGCGUUUAUGGAGAAUACGAAUACCUCGACGCAGGGGACUUCAGGACCAAAUGUAUUGGCGGAUGGGAAUGGGGGGACCUCAGAUAGUACUUUCUAUUCAACAACGUCCGAGCUGCUUGAGCGUCCCCCUGUUGUGGCUGACUCGACGGCGAGCGGGAGUGCACCUCAGGGUUCCACAAGUACGCCUGUCGAGCUCGCAGCACCGAAAGGUUCUGGGUAUGGGGGUUCGGGGGGAGCGAUUUCUGCAUCUGCAGUUGGCUCGCCUCAUCCAAAGAAAUUCAAUGCUGUGAAUAUCAACAAGAAGUUCUUGGAGAAGAACUAUUCAGGUUCGGGGUCUAGUCAACCGUCUUCCACAUCUACUCCAGCCAAGUCGAUUGGAGUCACUGCAAAACCUACACCACAACCACCCCUCUCACAUUCCCGCCUGGUCACAACCAAGCUUACUGCUCUUCCACAAUCUUCUACGACCACAGGACCAGGAUGGUCCCGUCCAUCGUCCGCCUCACCUUCUAUUGCACCCUCCCCAAUCCCACCAGGGAAUCCAUCCUCACCCGCACCUAUUCAUGCCGCCCCGCAGCUUCCCCAUGCAGGGAAGGUCAUCCAACCUCAGUCUCGUGGGGCAAGCCUCGUGGCAGCCACGAAAGAGACUCCUAGUAGUUCGAACAAACCUGUCUGGGCUAACAUGAAAUCUGGUUCUAGCGCAGUCACGAAAUCAGAUGCAGUGGUACAAGAAGAUUUCCCUACAGCAGCUGAGGCAGCACAGAGUCGUGCAGCUAGAAGCUUAGAGAAAAAAAUACCAUCAGAUAUUCCUUCCGUCCAAAACCAGGACGCAGACACAUUUCGCGGCAUUCAUCUCAAUCCAAAUGCCCAUCAUUGGGACGAGGAGGAGGAAGAUAAUGAUGAUUUCUUGGGCGGUGUCAUCGAGUUUGGUGAUGGUCGACAGUACACCAUUCAGCCCACAGAUCCAUCAAUAUCUGCAGACUCCAUUGGAGGCACAUCAAAUAAGGAUCGUGAUCCCCAGGCUCUCAUUAAAAAAGAGGACAGGUUUGCAGACGAUUUCGACAGAAGCUGGCCACGUUCGAGAACAUUAUCCUCGUUUGGUCGUGCCAGAGGCGCACCAACUCAUUCCCCCGCAUCAUUCGCUUCGCCCUCCUCCCCUCAAGAGUCUUCUAGGGUUCUCUUCAACGAGCGAUCCAAUAGGUUGGAGCCUUACUCUAAUUCCCACCCUCGACAUCCUCCAAAUGAUACUACGGGUGACAGCAGAAACGGCCGAGAUGUUCCACCACAUCACAAUGUGCGGCUGCUGGAGAAAACUGGGUCCGAGCGUUCGCGGCGCAGCUUUUCUGGAGUGGACAACGACCAGCACAACGAGUUAAGGGAACUUCGGCGAGAUGCUCCCGCAUUUGGCUCGUCCGAUGAGCCAAGAGGCAGACGGCUGUCUAGCACCGGUGACACCCAUACAUCCGGACCCGACGUAUCGAGCGAAGGUGGUAGGCAAUUACCCCCUCAUCUAUCCUCAGUGCGCCCCCCGCCCGCCCCUCAUCGGCAAGGGAAUAGAGAAUCGUGGCAUCAACAAUCUUCAAGAGAGGAUGCGUCUUCAGUCACAAGUCAUGCACUUCGCUCACCUAGCGUCGCAAGUAACAAUACCCUCGCGGAGGCUACUCCCGCAUCAUCGACCGUUCCCCUUGUCGACGUAGAGGAAGUGCGCAAAGCUGCCAUGCAUUCUGCAGCGGAACGUGCCAGGCUCCGACGACAGCAAGAAGAAGAGGAACGUGAGAGAGAGAGAGAGCGAGCCCGUAAGAAAGCUGCCGAACUGGAAGCCAAGAUGAAUGCUGCCAAGCAAGAAAAGGAGACAGUUACAGAAGAGAUAUCUCCAGAACGAAAGCCUUCUGAAACGGAUAAGGACAAUGCAAUCGCAACAGACGCAAUCACUGUGUAUUCCCCUGUAGCGUCAAUGUCCGAGAAACCAACUCUCUCACGACCGCCAUCUGUUAAGCAUAUGUCUCGAGAGCAAGACGUUCCAUCUCGUGCAUGGAUAACGCGUUCGGCGUCCCUUCGGGGAACGACGGUUUCUGGUACUGUUUUGUCCUCAUUGGAACCUGAGUUCUGGCGAAGCAGAGCUGGUCCUUUGCCACCUUUGCCGCCUCGCCAACUUCCCCGCUCGCAGCCUUCGCACCCGAACCCACUUCUUCCUCCACCACUUGCAUUCCCCGAAUCUGAACUAUUCGUUCUCGAACCUGAAGAAAGUUUAGAAGAAGUGGACUUUUCCGAGCUGGAUAAACUUGUUGGUAUUGCGGAACCUGCGACCGUAUCUGUCGACACAUCCGUACAUCCUGAAACGCCCCGACGGCCGACUAGACCUGUGGCCAGCGAUUUCUUUGACAAUGAAUUGCUUCAACGCGAAUCAGUCGUGCCGACAAGGAACGAUGUAGCGUCAUCAUGGAGACGGAGAGUAUCUGUCAGUACUUCGGGCGAGCAUGCGUCAGCCAUGGUUUUCGACGUUCAGCAUGGACUAGAAACUGUGCGAGAGUCUGGAGAAGCCAGUAGCCCGGAUACAAAAUUAUCUUUACCAUCUUCGACAACGAAGUCGUCUACGGAUUUUAUGGAGGCUCCAUUACCCGCAUCAAGAAACCUUUCAUCCUCAGCUGAGCAUGCUCCGACGAACACUUCUUUCCCACAGACGUUGGUUGUACCAUCUCACCCCUCGUCACAACGUUCGCCACGUUCAGCAGUAUACCGCGAGGUUUCAAUGUCCAUGCUUGAUGACACCAUGUCAAGGAUCAAGGGAGCAUUGGACGGGAUGCAGGUUCACGACGUCCAUCGGGAAUCACAAAGAAAUGGCUUUGCAGACUUGUCAUCUUCAAAGCCACUUACACUUGUAUCACAAUCGCCUCCGCACAAGGCUGAAAUCAUAAAACCACCGAAAUGGGUCCCGCCGGCUCUACGGUCGCGAGGGUUCGCCCCGGAGACCUCAGCUCUACAAGAAAGUUUCGAUGUCACGGCUACCGAGCCCAUUAUGUCUCCGAAGCCACCAUGGGCAUAUACUGUGCGAUUCCCAGAAGCCUCAUAUCCCAUCGAAUCACUCUCAAGAAAGCAGAUGCAUCUUUGGAAAUCGCCACCGUCCCAAGUCCGAUGGGAUAUCUUGUCAUUCGACCCGCCAGUGGAAAACAUGACACGCAAGGACUUCUCCCUUAACGAUAUUCUGUUCCGCAAGCUCCCGAUAUUGAAAGGCAGACACAGAUAUAAGGUGGUUCUACCAAAGCCUACUCUGUUGAGGAGUAUGUCUGGGAUUUCGGAGCCGAUCAAACCCAAGGGCACCCUUCCUGCAAAGCCCUCGGCCAAUAAAUUUGCAUUCGGUGCUUUCGGCAAACCUCGAGAGGCUGAUGAUGUAGCUAGUUGGCGCCAGAGACCUUCAGCCUCUGACUCAGGGGAAAAGGCACAGGAUUGUCUCGAGGUUGAGCAGCUCGAGACCGUCAGCCGAUCUCCACCACCAGACAAUGACGCCACUGCUACUAUAGACAUCUCGUCGAAAGCAGACUCCCCAGUGGUAGUAUCUGGGUCUAUUGACGGCUCUUCAAAGCCGCGGACACAGCCGAAGAUGCCUGCUGGAGUGGGUGUUGCCUUCUAUCGUGAUUCUCAAUCUGAUGGAGUCCAUGUGAAGUCGCCUGUGCAGUUCAUUGUCACAAGUGAGCUGGAAGACGAACAGUCACCAAGACAAACCAUUUCCCUAUUGGCCACUGAUGAUGCGCGUAUGUCUCCACCAACAGGGCUUGUAGCCGGAAUGGGUGAUAAGAAUAAUCAAAUUGGAUCUGCGCAUCAAGAACAAAGAAGUGGUUCUCUGUCAAGAGAAAAGACCGAAAGCAAAAGUUCGAACGAUUCGUCGGAUCAGGUUCCAAUAACUCCGCCCUCUCAACCCGCUUUAGCUUCGUGGACAAAGCCGCCAGCCUCUUUUUCUAUUAAGGAUUCCUCUGCUCGUGCUCCUGAUCCUGAACAUUUAAAGCUUCUUUGGGCACAAACGUCCUCAAAAGCCGAGGCUCCCGCUGUCAACUCACUAAAGGGGAUUGCAGACGAUCUGCCCUCAGUGCCAUUCACCCUGCAAGAAGUGAAAUCAGAAGAUGGAGAGACGCCACCGCCAACGACUUCGAGACCUCCCACCUCGAGCGGUCCAUCUCGGAUGUCUUUACACGAUGUCACCCGCGCAUUCCAACAAGUGCCGUCGCCACCUACCGCAUCAUUACACAAGGCGUCGAAUCCCCCGCCGCCCUCUUCAUCAAUGUCGAAUUCAAGCUCCGCCCGCGCAUCUAAUUAUUCUCAUCCGUCCUCUGCUCCCCAUGCAAACAUGCGACCUGCUUAUAUGGCGUAUCCGUCACCGAUGAUGAGCCACUCGCCCGUGCCAACCAUGAUAUAUCCUCACGUCAUGAGCCCCAGCCCUGCAUCACCCAUGAUAGUGAAUGGACCGUCACCGCAGUAUGGGCAGCCACUGUGGAUGUCGGUCUCUGGUCCAACAGCUCAGACAUCUGGUGCAGUGAUGCGUCCGGUGCCUUCACCGUAUCCUGCGCAGUAUAUGGCUUACCCUGCUCAGGGUCCACCACCUCAGAUGUAUGCGUCUCCAGUCAUGCAGAAUACUCAGUUGCAGCCAAGGCCUUCCAAUGGUUCGCAAACUCGUGAUCGCACUCCCUCGCUUAUGAGCCCGGUCAUGAGUCAUGCAGGGAUCUCGCAUCCGCAUCCGCAUUCACACCCACAUCCAGUAAUAUCGAUGUAUCCAGCGAGUCCUGUAAUGGUCCUGCUCCGGCAGGAAGAGGGGACCCCCGGAGCCUAUAUGCUAUGAUGCCAAGCAUGCAUCAACAAGGUCCCCCUAAUCAUCCACUGCCCCCACCACAUCAAAGUGGCUACACUCCUGGCCCACCACAUCAUUACGUUCAGCCCCCAUGGUAGCUAAACAAUGUCCCCACAAUGUCCCUUAUGUUUUCCCAUCGUCUACUUCACACGCUGAACUUUAUCUGUUAUCGUUGUCGCUUGUCGUUAUCGUACUCUGCGUUCAAUCAUUUAUCUUCAUGCU
Messenger RNA from Heterobasidion irregulare TC 32-1, 5886 nucleotides. RefSeq lists its product as uncharacterized. The transcript has 13 exons. The coding region runs from base 1 to 5655 and encodes 1884 amino acids. The record is from RefSeq and is a predicted model, not a curated record. NCBI's taxonomy places the organism in Eukaryota, Fungi, Basidiomycota, Agaricomycetes, Russulales, Bondarzewiaceae. Gene Ontology annotation, biological process: mRNA processing. Gene Ontology annotation, cellular component: precatalytic spliceosome; catalytic step 2 spliceosome; Prp19 complex.